Molecule: messenger RNA, 1368 nt
Organism: Trichomycterus rosablanca
Lineage: Eukaryota; Metazoa; Chordata; Actinopteri; Siluriformes; Trichomycteridae
Product: CMRF35-like molecule 8
Exons: 6
Coding region: 1-990 (329 amino acids)
Cellular component (GO): plasma membrane
Molecular function (GO): transmembrane signaling receptor activity
Source: RefSeq, a predicted model, not a curated record
AUGAUUCUGCUGACCGGACUCCUCUGUACCCUUGCAGUUAUAGGCAGUCCUGCUGUGGAGGCGUUCUCCGUCUGGGGUCACGUCGGAGGAAACGUCAGCAUCACCUGUUCUCACCUGUUCGCCUGGAAGAACGUCAAGUUCUUCUGCAAUGCGAAACGCACACCCCAGGACGUCCUCAUCCAGAGCGACCGCAAACACAAUCCCUCGGUCAGGGGUCGCUUCUCACUGUUCGACGAGGGAACCGGGACCUUCGUGGUCACCGUGUCCGACCUGAAGACGAACGAUUCCGGGACGUACUGGUGCGGUGUGAAACGGGGUUGGAUAUGUACCUACCUUAAGGUAGAUCUCAUCGUAUCAGACGCUCCGGCACCCACGUCGUACCCGGUACCAACCUCUACGGAGGGAAGCACUUCUAGCGGAACAGAGACAAUGAAAACGACAGAAUCGUCACCCCUAACCACAAGAUCGAUAAGAACCGCGAGCACGACAAGACCCCCUGGGAACCGAGGGACGUACGUUGCCUACAUCGGUGCCGGACUGGCGGCUCUGGUGGUGUUAUUGGUGAUUCUUUUUCUUACGCUGGUGAAACUAAAGCGGAGGCAGUUGAACUAUCCGCGCAACAAAGCCAAUCAGCACGGUGACCCUGCAGCGGAACCCUUGUUCUCAACCAAUCAGGCGACGGCUCCAGACCUCAAAACCCCUCCAUCCGGUCGCCGGGAUUCAGGCUCCGCCGUAGACCCCGGGGUUACGCCUGACUUCUCCAGACAGCCCGACGACCUCCAUUACUCCAUCAUCGACUUCGACACGGGAAGUGGCUUCAUCGUGAACAACCCGAGACCGAGAAAGCCACCGAGAGUUUUGGAGUGUCCGUAUGCGACCGUCAAGACUACACCGAGUUCAACGUCAAUCGUGGGUCCGAACAGCGCCAUAUACGCGACCGUCCGCAAGGUGAAGAAGAGCUUAGCUGGGGCAACCAAAACACAACCGUGAGACGCUCUAUAUUAUGUACACUAUAUGGCCAAAAAUAUUUGGACACCUUUGUUUGACCUUUUCAGCUAGAACUGGAAGCUUAUGGCCCCGGAGCAACCUGGGUGACUGGAAUAUACUGGAAUUCCAUCAUUCCAAGGGCCGUCCAGAUACUUUUGUCCAUAUAAUGUAACGUGGAAGGACGCUCUAGGUUUGGGGUCGUCUAUAGACUCUAAAAAGACGUUGCUACAUGACUGGGUUCAUACACGACAUCAACCCAAAACAAGAGACGUCUGUUUUUACUUCAGGUACCUGUUUCAGGAGCAGCUUGUUGUUUACACCCUAAAUUUCUUCACAUUGUUUUGUUUAUUAAUAUUGUUUCAUAUUAAAUAAUAAAAAUAA